UCCUCCCCCCCCCCAAUCCAGACCCCCCGAUUCCGCCUCUGGGGCUGGGAGCCUCCGCGUCUCCGUCUCUGGUCUCUCUGGGGCGCUUGUGGGGCGGCGUCCAUGGGCUCCGCUGGGCUCCUCCUGGUGCUGCUGCUGCUGGCGGGGGCUCUGGCCCGGAUCCCCGGAAGCGAAGGGGGGAAGGAGACCCCCGCCCAUUUCCUGCUCCAGCGGAAGAGCGAGUGCCAUUUCUUCAACGGGACGCGGCAGGUUCGACUCCUGGAGCGGCACUUCUACGACCGGCAGGAGAUCGACUACUACGACAGCGACCUCGGGAAAUUCGUGGCCGUCACUCCGUUGGCGCAGCCCGAUGUGGACCAGUGGAACAGCGAUAAGCGCAUCCUGCAGUACCUGAAGGCCGCCGUGGAUCGCUUUUGCCGAUACAACUCCAAGCCCACUGUUUCCAUCUCCCCCACCAAGCUGGAUCCCACUUCCCCUAACACCAUCCUCCUCUGCAUCGCGAGAGGCUUCUACCCCGUGGAGAUCGAGGUCCAGUGGCUGAAGAAUGGGCGGCUGGAGGAGGAGGGAGUGGCCUUUGGGGAGGAGCUCCAGAAUGGAGACUGGACCUACCAGCUCCAGGUGAUGCUGGAGACCCAGCCCCAGCGGGGAGACGUCUACACAUGCCAGGUGGGGCACGCCAGCCUGGAGGCCCCCAUCACCGUCCAGUGGGAGCCCCGAUCCUCCAACUCAGCCAGGAGCAAACUCUGGACGGGGAUCGUGGCAGCCGUGAUCGGGGUGAUCUUCUUUGCCAUGGGGCUCUCCCUCUACCUGAAGAGCAAGAAAGCAAUUCCCAUCCAGCCUCCUGCAGCACUCAUGAAUUAAUCCUGCCAUCCUUCCUGCUUCCUUGUGGGAAAGGAAGGGGCUUUUUUCCAUUAGCUGAUGAAUUUCUGUCUCUCUUUUGCAACCUCUGAAAAAUGGAGGGUCAAGAUUUUAGAUUGGGGGGAGGAGGAGAAUGGCAGCCUGGAGCUUUUCCUGCUGAGACCCCACUGGCUUUCCUUUGAAGGCCUCUUUCUUGUGAGGGAGCGGUGGAGACCAUCUAGACUGACCCCAGGGACUCUGGACCUGCCUGUCAGUCCAGACACCCAAAUCUCUCCUGGCUUUAAAUCCACAGCAGCUUCAUCUUCAUUACUCUUCAUCCGAAUCCCUUCCCUUCGCUUUGCUGUAAAAGAAUAAACAUUGUAGGAAAAA
Molecule: messenger RNA, 1227 nt
Organism: Crotalus tigris (Tiger rattlesnake)
Lineage: Eukaryota; Metazoa; Chordata; Lepidosauria; Squamata; Viperidae
Product: H-2 class II histocompatibility antigen, E-S beta chain-like
Exons: 6
Coding region: 103-861 (252 amino acids)
Biological process (GO): positive regulation of T cell activation; antigen processing and presentation of exogenous peptide antigen via MHC class II; immune response
Cellular component (GO): MHC class II protein complex; membrane
Molecular function (GO): MHC class II protein complex binding
Source: RefSeq, a predicted model, not a curated record